Molecule: messenger RNA, 2891 nt
Organism: Dermatophagoides pteronyssinus (European house dust mite)
Lineage: Eukaryota; Metazoa; Arthropoda; Arachnida; Sarcoptiformes; Pyroglyphidae
Product: calcium homeostasis endoplasmic reticulum protein-like
Biological process (GO): intracellular calcium ion homeostasis; RNA processing
Cellular component (GO): perinuclear region of cytoplasm
Molecular function (GO): RNA binding
Source: RefSeq, a predicted model, not a curated record
ACCAUCUGGUGUCUAUUCAUUGGAUUUGGAUUCAUGGAUACAUGCGGCUGCUGCUCGUCAAACCCCGAAAAAGAUUCAGAAAUCUUUGUUUAGAUUUUUUUAUUUAUUUCACUUUUUUUAGAAUGAUUAUUAAAUAAUGGAUAUUCCUAAACCACCAGAAGAUUUAGAACUUCGAAACAUAAUCGAUAAAUUGGCUCAAUUUGUCGCUCGUAAUGGUCCGGAUUUUGAACAGAUGACCAAAAAUAAACAAUUAGGAAAUCCUAAAUUUAUGUUUUUAUUCGGUGGUGAAUAUCAUGCUUAUUAUCGAUUUCGUGUUGUAACCGAACAACAGCAGGUAUUUCAACAACAACAACAACAAUCAAAGAUGCCAUUACCUCCACUGCCGAUACUUGGUGGUGGUGGUGGUCCUAUGGGUAAUAAUUUUUUUCCAAGUCAUCCAUCUUUGCCUCCGCCACCACCUUUACCGUUUCCAUCGGUAUCACAAGCUCCACCAACACAAUUCAGUAAUAAUCAAUUCGUUCCACAACAACAAUCUCCAUUACCGCAUCAUCAUCAUCAUCAUCCACAUCAACUUCCACAUCCUCAUCCUCUCGCACAUCAUCAUCAAUUAGGGCCUCAUCUUCCACCUCCAUCAUCACUUCAUCCACCGUUUUUGCCCGAAGAAUCAUUUCAUCAUAAUCAUCAUCAUCAAUUUCAACAAAUGCCACCGAAAACGGUGCCAAAUUGGCAGCCACCAUCACCAGCUACAAAUCCUAUUAUACAAUCACCGAUUGCUGAUAUUGAAUCACAGAAUCGAAUCGAUUCACAAAUUCAACAGAUAAAUGAUCAUCUAAAAGAAUCGGAAAAAAAUCUUAAUGCUCAAAAACAAGUGAUAAUGGGUGUAGAAAUGGAAAGAAGAAUCAACGAAAUAAUUACCAAACAAUUGGAUGAUGAACUAAAACGAAUGUGUGAAGAUUUUAAUAUAAAUCUUAAUGAAUUUGAUAAAAUUUUACAACCAAUCAUUGAAAGUUGUCGUAAAGAAUCAAUUGCGAAUGGUAAGAUUUGGAUUUUUAAUCAUUGCAGCACAUCCGAUCAAUAUGAUGCUGUAGCUAAACAUCUUUUAAAAAGAUUAACAAGGACCGAUUCAGAAUUCGAAGGAAAACUUCAUUUAAUGUAUUUGAUAAAUGAUAUAUUCAAUCAUUGUAUGCGUAAAAAUGAUGAUAAACUAAAAAUGGCCAUCAUCAAUAUAAUUGUACCGGCAUUCACUACAGUUUUGAUGGAAGCAAACGAUGAACGAAAACAAAAAAUGAACAAACUUUUAAAAAUUUGGGAACAGAAUCAAUAUAUUGAUCAAACAUUAUUGGAUCAACUGAAAACACCGGAACAAUCAUUAGAUGCCUAUAAGAUCUCUUUACGGGAAAAAUAUUCGGAACAAAUCGAUAUGAUCAAUCAGGAACAAAUGAACAAAUAUAAACAGAUCGAAAAACAACAUUCAGAUUUUGUCGUUCAUUGUCAGAAUCAAAUUCAACAGCUUCAAUCACAAAAACAAACUUUACAGGCUAAUAUGUCACCUUUACGACCAUCGUUUCCAUCUGGACAGAUUAAUGAAUUAUCACCACUUGGUCCACGAGUUCCACAUCCACAUCGACCAGUUCUUCCAAUGAUAUCAACGCCGAAUGGAACACAGCCACCACCACCACCAUUACAACCACCUUCGAGUAUUCCAUUUGUUGGGCCAUCAUCGGUUGUAAAUAAUUUUGUACAGGCAAACCCUUCGCCAAUGCCACCUUUUCCGGCACCAUUUCCAAAUCAGCCAAAUUUCUAUCCAACAAACAAUGUUCAAAUGUAUCCACCAUUGCCACCGUAUGCAUCGGCAAUGCUUCCAUCUACUCAGAUGUUACCGGAUAUUCCUUCCUCAGAACAUGCAGAACCGGCACCUUAUUUCGAAAGACCGGCUGGUUUGAUGACAACAGUGAUUAAAUUGGAAGAUUUUGAUUAUAAUCCAAUCGAUCCAAAAGAAAUAAAAUUACCAGCACUGGAACCUCCGUCUGAACGUUUGCUUCAAGCAUUGGAAGCAUUUUAUUCACCUCCCACUCACGAACAUCCAAGAAAUGCUGAAGGUUGGGAAAAACUUGGCCUUUAUGAAUUUUUCAAAGCCAAAUCACAAGCUCGAAAAGAAUAUGAAAUCAAUGUUUUGGGCCAAGAACCAACACAAAAAGAUGGUGAUGAUGAUGAUGAUGAUGAUGAUCAACCUUUUAUCAACGAUUCUGAUACAUCCAAUAUGGCAGCCAAUAAUAAUAAUGAUGAACAACAAAAAUCUUUUAGAGAAAAAUCACCUUCACCACCAAAAAAAUCAUACAAAGAAUUCACUGAAGAAAAAAGUAAAAACCGUAGUCGAUCACCAAGUGACAAGCAUCGUUCAAAAAAACGUUCCAGAUCAAGAUCGAGAAGUCCAUCGAAAUCAAAGAAUCAUCGACGUGAAUCAUCACCUAAACAUAGUCGUUUUUCAAAGAGUAAAUCUCCCGAAUAUUCCAAAUUCAAUGAUUCACACAAAAAAGAUUCGGAUAAAUCAACAAAGAAAAUGACCUGGUCGAAUAACACUGGAUUUACCAUCAAAGAAUCAAAACCUAAGGUUAUUUCUUCACCCGUCAUACAACAAUCGGAACAAUAUCGAGGAUUUGGCGAUACUACUAGUAGUAGCAGUAGUCAAAAUACAUCGGGCAAAAUGUUUGAUCCAUUUGAAUCAUUUCGACGUAACAAAGGUCAAGCUUAUAUUCAACGGAUUCGUGAUGCCAGACGUGAUUAAUUGAAAUUUUUAAUUGACUGAUACUCAUUAUUUUAUUGUAAAUUAUAUCCGAAAACAUUGCUUGUAUUCAUUAUGAUCAUAAUAUCUAUAAAUAUAAAAACAAACG